Messenger RNA from Erythranthe guttata (spotted monkey flower), 1186 nucleotides. NCBI's taxonomy places the organism in Eukaryota, Viridiplantae, Streptophyta, Magnoliopsida, Lamiales, Phrymaceae. The record is from RefSeq and is a predicted model, not a curated record.
UAACUUAAGUAACCGUUGUGUUCCUAAGUAAUUAUCAAGAUUAAUUUAAGAAUCGACAGAUAUGUACGAACGACGGAAUAAAAGGUGUAAUGAUCAUGUUUGAGCACUUGGGAAUAAUAACUCUACCAAUGGAACUCUGGCUGCUUUUCAUCCACAAGUUAUGCCUUGUUUGGUGAUUGGGUCCAAAAUGCCUCAUCUUGCACCGGCCAAAUUUCCAUUUCUCAUUCUAUUCGGAAACGAACUUUUACGGAAAUUAGGCCGACAAUUACUAUAAUCAUCAUAUAAUGUCACCUUUUUGUUCUUGUGGCUCUGGAGGAGUUUAACCCUUCUAGCUUAACGAUCAUUUUAAGAAAAUUGGACCCGAUUUGUCAUCCACCAACUCAGCACAAGCAAAAAAGAAAAAAAGAAACUAAAAUGAACCACCUCAAAAAUCGACACCUCGGCAAUUUCAAAUUCCCCUGUUUUCCCCCAAACACUCACAUGACUUGCAAUCCCAAAAACCCUACAAUAAAAAAGCAAUCUUUAAUGCAUUGUCUAUUCUAUAUCACCUUCCAAUAUAUAUAUGUAUAUAUAGAUAUAAACCGAUACCCCAUUCACCAUUUUCUUCAUUACAUCAAAACACAAACAACAACAAUCAACAACCCUCCAAAACAAAAAUUCUUUCAAGAAAUAUCCACGAUAUGGUGAUGAUGAUUAGUGCAAGAAAAAUGAUGAACAUGGCAAGAAAAUGGCAGAGUGUUGCAGCCUUAGGAAGAAAGCGUGUAAUGGGUGAAAUCAGCACCUCCGAAGUAGUGGCGGAGAAAGGGCAUUUCAUCGUGUACACGGCCGAUAAAGUGCGAUUCUCAUUCCCGAUAGCUUAUCUCGACAGUUUGAUUUUCCGGGAGCUGUUGAGAAUAUCGGAAGAAGAAUUUGGACUGAUGAGCGAUGGACCAAUCAUAUUGGCCUGUGAUUCACAGCUGAUGGUGUAUAUCAGCUCCCUGAUGGAAAGGAAUGCAGCUAAAGAAGUCGAGAAAGCUCUGCUUUUGUCAAUGGCUGCUUUUCGAUGUUCUUCGUCUUACUACUAUUUAGAUCACCACCAAACAAGUCAGUAUAAUCCACUCUGUGGCUGCUGACAUUUUUUUGGUCAUACAAUUUUGUAAAUAUACAAUUUGAAUCAAAAAAUGAAGUAAUUUUUUUUAUUGAAAUA